This is a messenger RNA of Fusarium tjaetaba, 1473 nucleotides long. RefSeq names its product beta-glucosidase. NCBI's taxonomy places the organism in Eukaryota, Fungi, Ascomycota, Sordariomycetes, Hypocreales, Nectriaceae. The coding region runs from base 1 to 1473 and encodes 490 amino acids. The record is from RefSeq and is a predicted model, not a curated record. Gene Ontology annotation, biological process: carbohydrate metabolic process. Gene Ontology annotation, molecular function: beta-glucosidase activity. The transcript has 2 exons.
AUGUCUCUCCCCAAGGACUUCCAAUGGGGCUUCGCCACCGCCUCGUAUCAGAUUGAAGGUGCUAUCGAUAAGGAUGGCCGUGGCCCUGCGAACUGGGAUACCUUCUGCGCUAAGCCUGGCAAGAUCGCAGACGGCAGUUCCGGUGUGACCGCCUGUGAUUCUUACAACCGUACUGCUGAGGAUAUUGCUCUUCUGAAAUCAGUAGGCGCUAAGGCUUACCGAUUCUCCCUCUGCUGGUCUCGGAUCAUUCCUCUCGGUGGUCGAAAUGAUCCUAUCAACCAGGCCGGAAUUGACCAUUAUCGCAAGUUUGUCGAUGAUCUCCUCGAAGCUGGAAUUACCCCUUUCAUUACUCUUUUCCAUUGGGAUGUACCCGAUGAGUUGGACCGCCGCUACGGCGGUCUCCUGAACCGAGAGGAGUUCCCUCUUGACUAUGAGCGAUAUGCUCGUGUUGUUUUCGAGUCUAUCCCUCGCUGCAAGAACUGGAUCACUCACAAUGAGCCCUGGUGCUCAGCCAUUCUGGGUUACAGCACAGGAUCUAACGCACCCGGUCGCUGUUCUGACCGCAAGAAAUCCGAUGUUGGCGACUCUUCUACCGAGCCUUGGAUCGUUGGUCACAACCUUCUUGUUGCCCACGGCCGUGCUGUAAAGAUUUAUCGUGAGGAAUUCAAGCCCAAGAACGGUGGUGAGAUUGGUAUCACCCUCAAUGGCGACGCCACAUAUCCGUGGGACCCCAAGGACCCGAGAGACGUCGAGGCUGCCGAACGUAAGAUCGAGUUUGCUAUCUCGUGGUUCGCCGACCCUAUCUACUUCGGAGAUUACCCAGCCUCAAUGCGCGCCCAGCUCGGUGACCGCCUUCCCACCUUUACCCCCGAGGAAAAGGCUCUUGUUUUGGGAUCCAAUGACUUCUACGGCAUGAACCACUACACUGCCAACUAUGUCAAGCAUCGGGAGGGAGAGGCUGCUCCUGAAGACUAUGUUGGUAAUCUUGACCUGCAUUUCUGGAACCACCGCGGUGAUUGUAUUGGCGAGGAGACCCAGUCUACUUGGUUGCGACCAUGCGCCCUGGGCUUCCGUGAUCUACUAGUCUGGAUUUCCAAGCGUUAUGGCUUCCCCAGAAUCUAUGUUACCGAGAACGGCACUAGCAUCAAGGGUGAGAAUGACAUGCCGCGAGAGAAGAUCCUGCAAGAUGAUUUCCGCGUCAAGUACUAUGACGAUUACGUGAGAGCCAUGGCCGAUGCUUCUAGGCUCGAUGGCGUGGAUGUCCAUGGCUACUUUGCCUGGUCUUUGCUGGACAACUUUGAGUGGGCUGAGGGUUACGAGACUCGAUUCGGCGUAACUUAUGUCGACUACGAGAAUGACCAAAAGCGUUACCCCAAGAAGAGCGCUCAACAUCUGAAGCCCCUAUUUGAUAGUCUCAUCAAGCAGGAGGAGCAUGUCGUAAAUGGGAAUGGUGUCAAGGCCGGACAGACCUGA